Messenger RNA from Striga asiatica, 3141 nucleotides. Lineage: Eukaryota; Viridiplantae; Streptophyta; Magnoliopsida; Lamiales; Orobanchaceae. The record is from the annotation of a GenBank genome assembly.
AGGGUUUUUAAAGAGUGGCCAUGAAUUUGGAGGGUUGAAGUUUUUUGGGAGACGAAAAGCUUUGUAGUUGAAGGUGGUCCAAGAAAAUCAUCACAGGAGCCAUCAAAGGGAUUUGACUCUGGAUUCCCACGGAAAUCUUCACCAUCUCUAUCAAAAUCAAAACCUUGGAGAUGCUGAGGAGGAGGAAGAAGAAGAAGAAGGGGAUCAACAGCCUCAGAACCUCUCUCUGAAAACCCACCUCGAGCCCCCAACGGCGUCGUUUCAAGAGCUCUUCCAUCCAAACCACCUCCUUUACGCACGGAGGACUGACCCCAGUCACCAACCGCCGCCGCCGGAGCAGCUGCUUCCACCUCCGCCGCCCAAGAAGCGGUUAUACUUUCCCCCUUCGUCCUCGUACCUGGGGACCGCUUCCGAGUAUGCGAGAAGAAUGGACGAGGGUGAGGGCGACGGCCGUGACAACCCCUCACCACCGCCGUCGCUGACGAAGCACGGCGGCGGCUCAAGAGGCGGCGCCGCAGUGAUGGGAGAGAUCGUUGAGGUGCAGGGGGGCCACAUCGUGAGGUCCACCGGCCGGAAGGACCGCCACAGCAAGGUCUGCACGGCCAAGGGCCCCCGGGACCGCCGCGUCCGCCUGGCGGCGCACACCGCCAUACAAUUCUACGACGUCCAGGACCGCCUCGGCUACGACCGCCCCAGCAAGGCCGUCGACUGGCUCAUCAAGAAGGCCAAGGCCGCCAUCGACGAGCUCGAGGAGCUUCCCGCCUGGCACCCCACGACCGUAGCUGCAGAAGACGCGCAGAAGAAGCUCGAGCUGCAGAACCAGCCGCAGAACAUGGUGAUUUCCGAGGCCUCCGGUUCGUCGGGCAAGAGGGAAAUGGCGAUGCUUGGCGGUGGGAACGAGCAUAUGUCGGGGUUUCUUCCCCCGUCGUUAGACUCCGACGUUAUAGCCGACACCAUCAGAUCCUUCUUCCCCAUUGGCGGCGGCGGAGCCACCGGCCAGGCCAGCUCCUCCGCGGUGCAGUUUCAGAGUUUCCCGACCCACGAUUUGUUCUCGAGAAACAGCAACAACAGCCAAGAUCUGAGGCUGUCUUUGCAGUCGUUUCAAAAUCCGAACUUUAUCCACCACCAUACCCCGCCGCCGCCGGCGGCGGCGCACGCAAACCCAGAACAUCACGCGCGGCCCCAGCAGGGGCAGCAGCACGUACUCCUGACCGGCAUCCCGCUAGGGUUUGACAGCUGGCAGCACCAGCCGGCUCCCGAGCUCGGCCGUCAGCAGCACCUUCCUUCCUGGAGCUCCGGUGACGCCACAACCGCCGGAUUCUCGUUCGGCUCGCAGCACCUGUUGGGCGGCGGCGGCAGCAGCAGCCACAACCAACAUUUUCUUACCAGUAUACAGAGGGGACCCCUUCAGUCCAGUAACUCACCUUCGGUUCGUGCUUGGAUGGACCCACCAGCGGCCAUGGCAGACAACCUCCACCACCAUCCCGGAUCUUCGUCCGUCUAUGUCCCGUCGCCGUUUUCCGGCGGGAUUGGCUUCUCCGGAUACAGUGGGUUCUCAGGGUUUCACAUCCCGACACGAAUUCAGGGUGACGAGGAGGAGCACGAUGGAUACUCAGACAAGCCAUCCUCUGCUUCCUCCGAUUCCCGCCAUUGAAACUUUUUCCAACUCGCGUCUGCAAAACCAUCCUCCCUUGAGCAGGAUAAAUAAAAGAGGAAUUCUAGAACCGGUGGAAGUCUUCGGUGUUCUUGACAUGGGAACAGAUGGGAAUUGGAUGAAGAGAGUUUAUGUGAGUUUCUUUCUCGAUGGCCGCUGGCUUUUCCGGUGUGGCGAAAGAAUUCUUGAUUCGAGUGUCAGGUUCUUUUUCCAAUCAUUCCGGUUUGCCACUCUAUGUUAGUUGCUUUGUGUUUGUGUCUGAAUGAGCUGAUUACGUAGAGAGCUCUAGACUGUUUUCCAGACAAUUUCGAUUUGCUUCUGUGUAUUAGGACUUCUUUAUGUUAAUGUGUGAAUGUCUGCUUGUUUUGCUGCUAUCUGAUCAAUUCCAAAGUUGGGAGUUGAGUAUUUGAAGUUUAAAUUAAUAGUCCUUGAAUCUUCAUACAGCCAAUCCUGGAUAUUUUAAUUUAAUAAGAUUUUGUGUGACAGCUACGAAACCUGACCUACGUUUUGCUUAGUCGUGAGCUCGAAACAAUUGGGCUGUUUCCUCUUAGUAGAAAUUGUCGAUUAUUUGCAUGAAGGGAACACCAUUCUUGAUCAAUCUUGCUCGAGCUCUAUUUCAUCCAUCUUCUUGAUUGCAUGUUUUAAGCCUUCUAAUAGUUGCUUGGCCAUUUUGUGUUUUGGCUGGUAGCAUCUGUUGAGAAAGUUCAAUACCAAAUCCUAACACUACUUCAACCUUUUUCCCCUCAUCUGAGAAUGCAUUUGAACUGAAAUUUGCUUCGACAUUAAUUUGCUUGCAAGAUUUCUCAAUUGUUGAUCUUAGCUUUCAAGUAACUAGGAAAUGUUGUCUAUAAUAGUGGCAUAUUUGGUCAUACAUGCAUCUAGGCUGGUGUUGUGAUAUAUUACGUACAACGUUGUCAAAAUUAUUCUUUUCAGUCGAUUUAGCCAGAAGCUUGUAGUAAUGCAGUACAGUAUAAAUUGACAUCAGGUUGGUAACUAUUAUUGCAGCUGAUUGAAAGGUUAAAUCCCAAGUCUUUGAAAAGAGGUGAAUGAUGAAGAAGAGAUCACAAAUUAUGUGGAAAAUGGAUUGGAAAUAUCAUAUAAAAGACUCAAUUAUGGAAAAAAAACACCCUUCAAAUACAACCAAAAUUGGAUGCUACCGUUUAGUGACCAUCAUUAAUUGUAAUGGUCCCAAUCUCUAGAAAUUGUCCUCUUUGCUGUGCCUGUUUAAAAAUCUCUUCAAGGGAAGGGCAUAGCUGGAAAAAUUUCUAUCUAUAUCAUAUACCUUCUGCACAAAUGAGAAAAUAAAAAUAAAAAGGAAUAGUAAUAAUAAAUAGAAUGUUUGGCCUCUACUGAGAUGGUGACAAUUGCUUGAUGGUUGUUGGUACUUUAUGGCUGUUUAGUACACUGCUGGAAAAGGUGGAAUAAUAGUAGCAGGUAUUUUUGGAGGAGNGGAAUUCAGCUCCAACCGAAAAAUCUAUUUUCAAGUC